AUGGUCCAGCCUUUAGUUCAGGAUAUCUCCUAUUUCUCGUUAUCGACCUCUGAUGAGGCCCGUUUCCAACAAGCAAGGGAAUUCUAUUGCGGCUUUCUUCAAUUCAAGGUCAUUAAAGAAACUUCCACGACUGUAUGGCUUUCUCAUGAAUCUCCAGAUGCGACAAGUCCCCCAAAGACGGUUCGCAUUGCUUUAGAUUCAAAAAUCAAACAAACCAGUGAGAAUAUCGAAAUCUUGAUGGCUGAUUUAGAGAAAAAGCUCCAUACCAACGAUUGGCGUUCUCUUAAGUUAAGUUUGGUUUUCAAGACAAAUUCCUUAGCUACUAUUUAUCAAAGAUGCCUUGCUCGCCAAAAAUCAUCAUCUUUCCUUUUCCAAACUCGUCCUGAUAAUGUGGCACCAGUCGAACUUUACUUGCUUGACCCACUUGGAAAUCUCAUUGGCUUUACUUCUGCAUCCAACACUUUCUCAUCAGGGAUCCCUCAACUUAACGUUAUCAAAAAGGAAGCUUCGAAGGCACAAUCUUUAAUCACUCCUGGCUUUUCUGUGUCCCAUAAGGCCUUUGAGCCACGCAACAUCGCGGUGAUGACUUCUGGAGGUGAUGCUCCAGGGAUGAACGCUAACGUUAGAUCAAUUGUUCGUACUGCAAUUAUCAAGGGGUGUCGUGCCUUUGCAAUUUAUGAAGGUUAUGAAGGGCUUGUUCGUGGUGGUCCAGAAUACAUUAGAGAAAUGGGCUGGGAUGACGUCCGUGGAUGGCUACGAGAAGGUGGGACUAAUAUCGGUACCGCUCGUUGCAAAGAGUUUAGAGAACGUGCUGGACGUCUUAGUGCUGCGAAAAAUUUGAUUGAUGCCGGAAUUGACGCUCUUAUUGUUUGUGGUGGUGAUGGUUCCUUAACUGGGGCAGACGUGUUCCGUCAUGACUGGCCUUCGCUUGUCAAGGAAUUGCUUGAUUCUGGAAGGAUCACCGAGGAACAAUAUGCCAAACAUGAGCAUUUGAAUAUUUGUGGUACUGUUGGAUCGAUUGAUAAUGAUAUGUCAUCCACUGACGCCACGAUUGGUGCCUAUUCUUCACUUGCAAGAAUUUGCCAAGCUGUGGACUACAUUGAUGCUACUGCCAAUUCCCAUGCCCGUGCCUUUGUGAUCGAAGUUAUGGGUCGUCAUUGUGGGUGGUUGGCCCUUAUGGCAGGUAUUGCUACCAGUGCAGAUUAUAUUUUGAUUCCUGAAAAACCAGCCAGCAGUCAACAAUGGCAAGAGCAAAUGUGUCAGAUCGUUUCCAAGCAUCGUGAGCGCGGCAAGCGUAAGACAAUUGUCCUCGUGGCAGAAGGGGCAAUCACAAAUGAUUUAGUGCCAAUUAGCACCAAAGAUGUGGCCGAUGUCUUGAUCAAUAAAUUAGGCUUAGACACUCGUAUCACAACACUUGGUCAUGUUCAGCGUGGUGGUACUGCGGUGGCCUAUGAUCGUAUGUUAGCUACUUUACAAGGGGUCGAAGCUGUUGAAGCCGUUCUUGAAUGUACUCCAAAUACACCAUCUCCAAUGAUUGGUAUCGAAGAAAAUAAAAUUGUUCGUCGCUCUCUUGUGGAUGCUGUUAAACUUACACAAUCCGUUGCCGAGGCAAUUUCAGAAAAAAAUUUCAAGAAAGCCAUGAGUUUGAGAGAUACAGAAUUUAGUGAGCAUUUGAACAAUUUCAUUGCCAUGAAUUCUGCUGACCAUAAUGUGCCUACUUUGCCAGUCGAAAAAAGACUCAACAUUGCAAUUAUCAACGUUGGUGCUCCUGCUGGUGGGAUGAACAGUGCCAUCUACUCUAUGGCCACAUAUUGUAUGUCUAAAGGGCAUACUCCAUACGCUAUUGCUAAUGGGUUCCCAGGGCUCGUUAAGCAUGGUGCCAUUAAACCACUUGAUUGGAUCCAAAUCUCCGAUUGGAACUCUCUUGGUGGUUCAGAAAUCGGAACUAAUCGUGCCACUCCUAGUGAAACUGAUUUAGGAAUGAUUGCUUUCAAAUUAGAACAGCACGGAAUUGAUGGGUUGAUUCUUGUUGGUGGGUUUGAAGCAUUUGUCUCAUUGAAGGAAUUAGAACAAGCUCGUAACUCAUAUCCUGCUUUCCGUAUCCCAUUAGUGCUCAUUCCUGCUACUAUUUCUAAUAAUGUUCCAGGUACUGAGUACUCCCUUGGUGCUGAUACUUGUCUCAAUUCAUUGAUGGAAUAUUGUGAUAUUGUCAAACAAUCUGCAUCAGCUACCCGUAACCGUGUGUUUGUGGUAGAAGUUCAAGGUGGUAACUCUGGUUAUAUUGCCACAUAUGGACAGUUGAUCUCAGGUGCAAGUUUAUCUUACGUUCCUGAGGAAGGUAUCUCGUUGGAGCAACUUGAAGCCGACAUUGAAGAAUUGAAAACCUCUUUCAAGAAUGAUGAAGGGAAAAUGAAAGCUGGACGCUUGUUCCUUAAAUCCCAGAAUGCUAGUAAUGUCUUAUCAGCUAAAGUGAUUGCCGAUAUAGUUAAUGAAGAAAGUAAUGGGAGAUUUGAAGCUCGUACCGCAAUUCCAGGGCACGUUCAACAAGGUGGUAUUCCUUCACCAAUUGAUCGCACGAGAGGUGCUAGAUUGGCUUGUCGUGCAGUGGAAUUUAUUGAGCAACACACUGAUCUCUUGAAGGACAUCAAAUACGAUGAAGAUUACUGCAGUUAUAUUGCCAAGCAGUCUGAAAAUGAUUCUGAGCUGAUUAAGGCAACAGCUGUUGUUGUUGGUGUUAAGAGUAAUCAAAUUGUGUACAGACCGAUCUGUCAAUUAUAUGAUUAUGAGACUGAAGUGAAAAAAAGAAUGCCAAAAUCUGUUCACUGGAAAGGUGUUCGUGAAGUUGCUGACAAGUUGGUUGGAAGAUCCCAUUCAUGA
Molecule: messenger RNA, 2877 nt
Organism: Saccharomycopsis crataegensis
Lineage: Eukaryota; Fungi; Ascomycota; Saccharomycetes; Ascoideales; Saccharomycopsidaceae
Gene: PFK2
Product: 6-phosphofructokinase subunit beta
Exons: 1
Coding region: 1-2877 (958 amino acids)
Biological process (GO): fructose 1,6-bisphosphate metabolic process; fructose 6-phosphate metabolic process; canonical glycolysis
Cellular component (GO): 6-phosphofructokinase complex; mitochondrion; cytoplasm
Molecular function (GO): ATP binding; monosaccharide binding; fructose-6-phosphate binding
Source: RefSeq, a predicted model, not a curated record